AUCUCUAACUAGCUAAUGUUCCCUAACCUCCAGUUACAUCACCAGCUAGGAUACCCAGAUCAUUUUCCCAUGGAAGAAAAAGAGAGCAAUACAAUCAGUACUAUCUCUCAUGCACUCCCUUUACUCCUUAGGCUUCUUUUAGGGGAAAUCAUUCUUAAUAAUCUUCUCUCGAGCGUCAAGCUCUUUGUCCGACCGCCAUUGAAGUUCGUCUCCACUAGAUGGAAAGUUUGGACAGAGAGGCUAAAGAAAAUUGGAUUUAGUUUAGGACAACCGAUAAAUAACCAACAUCAGUCCAGCUUCGGUACCGAAAGAGUAUAUGAUGGAAAACUAAGCAAAGAAGAAGUACAGAUGGUGAUGGGAAGGCUAGGGAUCUUUUAUAUAGCACAAGGAGAUGAUAGUCAAGAAAGAGUUGGUGCAGAAGAGCUCACAGAGCUGUUUGCGGAAGAGGAGCCCAACUUGGAGGAGGUGAAGGAAGCUUUCGAUGUAUUUGAUGAGAACAAAGAUGGGUUUAUAGAGGCAGAAGAAUUGCAAAGUGUUUUAUGCAGAUUGGGUCUGUCCGAAUAUUCAGGAAUAAGCAAGUGCAGUAAGAUGAUUAAGACAGUGGACAAGAAUGAAGAUGGGAUGAUUGACUUCAAUGAGUUUGUCAAGCUUUUGGAGAACUGCUAGUAUUUUUGCAUUAGCAAAUGAGAAUUUUCUUUCUAGUUUUCCAGCUUCCCAGACUUUCGAGUAUUUAUGGUAUUAUUUGUAUUAAUUUUUUUUUUUGGGACAUAUGUUACAUGUGCAUUAGAUACCUAUAAGAAUGUAUCUCAUUUUUCGCUGAUAAAUUUAUUGUGUAUUUAUAAUUUUGAUAUUGAA
This is a messenger RNA of Ziziphus jujuba (common jujube), 855 nucleotides long. RefSeq names its product probable calcium-binding protein CML45. Gene Ontology annotation, molecular function: calcium ion binding. Bases 16 to 666 code for a protein of 216 amino acids. The record is from RefSeq and is a predicted model, not a curated record. The transcript has a single exon. NCBI's taxonomy places the organism in Eukaryota, Viridiplantae, Streptophyta, Magnoliopsida, Rosales, Rhamnaceae.